UCGACAAUAGUGUCAGCAAAGGUUGCAGCGGUGAGCAAAGGUUGGACAAAAUUUUUUAAAGUUCUAUUUCACUAAAUUUAAAAGUUUUGAAAACAACUGCAAAAUGAACAGAAAUAAGGAAAAAAAUCAAAAUAUUGUAUCGCCGUUUAAUAUUCACUCAAUCAUUGGUUUUAACUUAAAAGUGGCAAUUAAGAAUUUAACAAGCAGUAACGAACAUCCGACAAUUGUGUACGCGUCAGGACACAUUUUAACGAUACAAGACUGUGGAAACAAUGGAGUUGAAUAUUUAUUAGGUCAUGAACGUGAUGUUGCAUUCGUUGGAGUUGCCAAAGCAUGCAAAAUGCUUGUAACCUCCGAUGAAAAUCUAGUUAACAUUUGGGAAAGAAUAGAAAAAAAGAACAGCAAAUUCGACACGGUAUUAUUGAAGAGUGUUAACGAUCCAUUCAUCGACGAGCCAAUUUUAUCAACUGGAUUAAGCGUAGAUGGAGAAUAUUUAGUGUUAGCCAGCCGAAAGUACAUAAAACUGUGGAUAUUACGACAUAACAACGACAAGCCAGACGCUGUGCAUGAACUUACAGAUAAUUUUCGGGUCAACGGAAAGAUUGUUUUUUGUCAAAACAGCAAUCAAUCCAAUAAUUUUGUUGUGACAACAGACACGAACCUACUUUUUUGCAAAUGGAACGUACAAAAAACAGUUUUAGAAACGCAUAGUCCGAGGCUGUUUCCUGGUGUAAAUCACAUUGUGGACUCUUCGUAUUGUUCGAAUUAUUGUAAGGGCGUAUCAAUCACAAAACGAUCGGUUAUCAUAUGGAGUGACACAUCACCAGGCAAAGAAAUCAAACAAAGUUUGUUUAAGAAUCGAAUGGAAUUUCAAUUCGAAAUGAGAUUGGGCUUUUAUCAAUUACAAACCGUUUCAUGCGGCAAUGGAUUCAUCAUUAUCAGCGAUAGUACUGGAGAAGUAAAAUUUCAUGAUGAGAAUAUGAGGUUGCACUUUUCGUACCAACUAUGCGGCGAAAUUGUCAAUUCAAUUUGUUUCAAGCAAGAGAAUGAAAAUUACGAACGUUUACUCGAAUCUUUGGACUUGUCGCUUGUAGGAACAUUUUUUGCCGCUUGCGAAAGUGGGCGGAUGUACAAAUGCAAUUUGAAUACGAAACCAAGUUUAAUAUGUGUUUCUGCACCAGUGCUUAUGACAUGCUUUGAUUUACAUCCCAAAAAGGAACUUCUUUGUGGUGGUAGACAAGACGGCCAAAUAUUUACGUACGACUAUUCAACAAACACGUAUGAUAAAUACAUGUCGCUACCAUUGGAACUAGCAAAACAACUUAAAUUAAAACCAGAGCAUAAUGCAACUACUUGUUUGAGUUUUUCUUCGUGUGGUCGUUAUAUAGCUGCUGGUACAAGUAACGGAUUCCUUGCGAUUCUUAACACCAUCACAUUAACGCUAUUCCAGAAAGCUGUGAAAUUGGCUGAAGCUAAUGUAGCAAUUGAGAAAGCAAUUUUUUCCGACAACAAUGAGUUCAUCGUUUAUCUUGAUGAAUCUUGCAAAGUUGGCCUGUUACGCUAUGUAUCGUCAUGGAAAUUAAUCAGAAAGUGUAGAGUUCACGACAGUCCAAUCGUUUACAUGUCGUUCCGAGAAACGGAAGAUGAAAUCGGAUUAGUCACAAUUUCAGAGGACUAUAAAGUAGCUGAUUAUACAAUAAGACAUACAGGAUCCAGUAGCGACGCGGGUCUUACAAUGACAAGUUGCCAAAGAGUUGAUUAUUUAUCACUACUAAAAUCUUGCGUCACGCUGAACAGAAACAUUAUGGCUUUCCCGAAUCGUUCUGGGAACGAUGUGGCUUAUCUAACAACGGAUGAAAAAUUUAAAUUUCAAAUUCGAGAUAUCGAAUCGUUGGAUGUGAUAAAUACUUUCGCUGCUCCGAUUUCAGAUGAUGAACCUAUUACAAUGAUGUGUCAUGUUAAUCGGAAAAAGGAGAACGCCAUUGUCUUCUUGACCAAAAAUAUCAUCGGUCUACAACAUCUCCCAAUUGACGGAAACCCUAACAAAUAUUUGGCUAUGGUUGGACAUCCGCGGAGAAUCCGUCAUAUGAAGGUGUCGCAUUGUAACAAGUAUUUGUUUACGAUAGGCGACGAUGAUUCAUCGGUGUACAUAUGGAAUAUCAAAAUGUCAGCCUUGUUGCAGCAGUAUCGCAGUGGAGGUACAUCGUUGAGGCCAUUUUGUAAUCUCCUUCCGGGUGGUGUAACAGGAACACUUUUCAACGACAUGCAAGACAUUUUCUUCUAUAUCCAAAUUAAAGCACAAAAACGUAAAUCGAUUGAUGUAGAGCAGAUCAAACUUGUCGACGCCAUACCCGUAUCUAAAGCUAUCGACUUCAUGCGAUGCAUCGGAUUUUUCCCGAGUGACUAUAAAGCCGACUGCGUUAUGAACGAGAUGAAAUAUUACGCAGACGAUUCAACCGAUCAUUUGAUAACAUUUGAAAAUUUAAUGAAGAUUUUCGUGAACUAUCGCCCUCCGUUUGGAUACUUGAAGUCGGACAUUCUUGACACCCUGCAAUAUCUGGGAUAUUCGUAUACGAUGCAAAGUGCUGAUACAGAAAUCACUCGCGAGAGGUUAGCUGAAAUUUGCACUAGCCUAGGAGAAGAGAUGGAUGAGAAUGAUGCCGCCAUGUAUCUGAAUCAGUUGGAUGGUAAAGAAGAAAUUGACCAACACAGUGACAACAAUGGAUACAAAUUCGAUAAUAUCAAAAGCUUGUACACAAUUUCUGAAUUUAUGAAAUAUAUUUUAGGUGUUCAAUGAG
Molecule: messenger RNA, 2798 nt
Organism: Bradysia coprophila
Lineage: Eukaryota; Metazoa; Arthropoda; Insecta; Diptera; Sciaridae
Product: cilia- and flagella-associated protein 251-like
Cellular component (GO): motile cilium
Molecular function (GO): protein binding
Source: RefSeq, a predicted model, not a curated record